UUUAGAAAUGUAGCAGGGUUUCUGUUCCUAUUGAGCUGAACUCCCCCUCGCAGAAGCAAGGGCUUGAGUCGAGCUCUGGGUUGGUCUUCAGAGGAUUAUGUUUAGUACUCAGAUGACAAAGUGACCAUAGCAGGAAGCCAUAGCCAGAUGGGAACAUUUUCAGCUUUUCCAGGUUUGGUAAAAUAUAGGUUUGCACUGGACUGUGUGUCAGAACUUUAAGAGAAACACAGAGUCCUGCACAGAGAGGAAACCAGGUUGGUGUUUCCUUAGUGCUGCAACCACAUAGAAGGUGCUCUUGGGUUAUAAAGCAAUUCAGGGCUUGUGUGGGCUACGGAAAACUGAGCUUCCUUGUAUCCUGAUAGUUCCAAAGCUCCAAAGUUUGCAUUUGCAAGGCUUGUUAUGGUAAAGCUGGAGUUGUAUGCAUAUUGAACUUGGCUAGUUAAUAUUUAGUAAUUUGCUAUUUUCAGAUAAAGCCAAGUAGGGAGUUUUCCUCUUGUGGCUGUGUGAAUCAGUGUUUUAUCUCAUAGGUCACUGGAUUUCAGCCCUGGCAGAAGUGUUUUCCUCUUGGGAAUGUGCUUAAGAAAUACCUGCAAAAUAAAGUUGCUUCUUUAGGCUGAGCAUAUAACAGCUGCAAAGUGUUAAAGUAGUUGAAUGCUUUCCAUUGUAAGAACUCAGCUGUAGAGGUUUCUAAGACAUUAGGGCAGGGUUCACUUAAGUGACUUUCUGACUUUGGUUUUUCUGACCUUGUGGGCUGCAAUUCUUCUGGUUGCCUCCCUCAGGCUGAGCAUUUUUUGAAGGCAACAACAGAAAACUUCAGAACAGCAAAGACAGAAUUGCUGCUAACCUUCCCACCUGGCCUAUGGAGCCACAAGGGAUUGUAAAAGCCUUUCCCAAGAGGAAGAAGGUGAGGGAUGACUCAGGGAAAAUCAUCCCUACAAAGAUCCUGAAAGAGGAGGGAACAGAGAUACCUGAGGCAGAGUGGCUGAAACCAGUCAUUGCCUACGUGCUGCAAGCCGGCAUUGGCCAGGCCAGGGCUGAGAUCUUCCACAGGCAGAUUGUCCAGAAUGGGGGUAUUGUACACAGCCAGCUCUCCUCGGAGGUGACACACGUCAUUGUGGCUGAGGACAUGGACUGUGAUCGCGCCUUUCGGCUCCUCAGAUUAACCAAGCUGCGCCCAGGGCUGCAGCUGGUGAAGGCAUCCUGGCUUAGUGCUUGCAUUAGAGACCAGAAGCUGCUGAGUACUGCUGGCUAUGGCAUCUUUAUCCCUCACAGGUACCUAGAGGAGGAAGAAUUCCAAAAAGAACAGCAACAGAUCCUGGACAUAGAAAAAAUUCAGCCCCCAGAAGAGGAGGGAGCAAUGAAACUGAAUACUGAAUCACAGGUGGAGGAUUCCUCACAGCAAGGCUUGGGCACCCUUGGACAGCAGCAACUGGCUGAGAAAUACUCUAAUGAUGAAGACAGUGAAGGAGAAGAUGCUGGUGUCACCCAGGGAGACCUAGAAGCAUUGAUUUCUGGCCGCUACCCUGUGAAAUCAUCAGAGAUCAAGGACACAGUGGCCCAGCCUCCCAGCAAGUGGGUUUGUGCCCAGUCUUCCAACACCAAGAAGGAAAAUCACAACCAGUUCAUCACAGAGAAGCUGGAAGUGCUGGCAAAGGCUUACUCUGUCCAGGGGGACAAAUGGAGAGCUCUGGGCUACUCCAAAGCAAUCAAUGCACUCAAAAGCUACCACAAACCAGUCACCUCCUACCAGGAAGCCUGUAAAAUCCCUGGGAUUGGGAAGCGGAUGGCAGAGAAGAUCCUGGAGAUCUUGGAGAGUGGGCACCUGCGCAAACUGGAUCACAUCAGUGAGAGUGUCCCUGUGCUGGAGUUAUUUUCCAACAUCUGGGGAGCAGGGGUCAAGACAGCUCAGAUGUGGUACCAGCAGGGUUUCCGGACACUGGAUGACAUCCGCACCAAGGCCACUCUGACCAGCCAGCAGGCUGUGGGGCUGAAGCACUACACGGAUUUCCUGGAGCGCAUGCCUCGGGAGGAAGCUGCAGAAAUAGAGCAGACAGUCAGACAAGCUGCCCUGGCCCUGAAGCCUGGCCUUGUGUGUGUUGCCUGUGGCUCCUACCGUCGGGGGAAGGCCACCUGUGGGGAUGUGGAUGUGCUGGUCACUCACCCAGAUGGGCAGUCUCACCGUGGGGUGUUCAGCAAGCUGCUCAACAGCCUCCGCAGGAGUGGCUUCCUUACAGAUGACCUGGUGAGUCAGGAGGACAAUGGUGAUCAGCAGAAGUACCUGGGCGUGUGCCGCCUGCCCGGGCCAGCGCAGCGUCACCGCAGGCUCGACAUCAUUGUGGUGCCGUACCGGGAGUUCGCCUGUGCCCUGCUCUACUUCACGGGCUCGGCUCACUUCAACCGCUCCAUGCGUGCCCUGGCCAAGACCAAGGGCAUGAGCCUGUCGGAGCACGCGCUCAGCUCGGCCGUGGUGCGGGGCCCUGGGGGUGCCAAGGUGUCAUCUGGCCAUACUCUGCCCACUCCCACCGAGAGAGAUGUCUUCAUUCAGCUGGGGCUGCCUUACCGGGAGCCCUCCGAACGGGACUGGUGAUGCCUGGUUGUCACCCUGGGCUUGCUGUUGUGCUGCUGUUUUGAAGGAUCUGAUUUCCCCAAUGGUGGAAAGGCUCUGUGGUGCCUGCAGGCUGAAGAACAAACUCCGGGGCUCCCUUGCAAGUGUAAGGCUGGCUGCUGGGCAGAGCUCUGUGGCUUCCUCAGCAGAGACUGUGGGCUGGAACCACACUGGAAAUGCUGUCUUGGUGUGGUUUCCAAAAGGGCUCAUUGCCCAGCAGCUACGUGGCUCUGCUGUCCCCAGCUUUGGAAGACCGGGCUGCAGGACCUUGUGAUCCAGCCCCUGACAGUGGUUGGAAACAAGGGAAGUGGAAUGCAUCUUCCUCUGUAUCUGAGCACUGAGACUCCGAAAUUUCUGUUCUGAGAUGUGAAUGAAGGUCUAGCUUGGUUCUCUGACAGGCCUUCCUCCUCACUUCUGCUGGCAGCUGCUACUGCAGGAAUCUCGAUGUGUUAACUUAUGCUGCUGCUCUGUCCUUCAGUCUGAGCUGAUGUGUCCUUUGAUGGGUCCCAUUGCACAGGGCCAGGCUGCUGUGACUGCUCCCAACCUUAUGUUGUGAGGAUCCUCCAGAUUUACUGAGAGCCCUGGUCUGCCCCAAGAGCUCCUUUCUUUUCAGUGCAGGAGAGGAGUGGAGCUUGCAGCUUGGGGAGCUGUGCUCAGGAAGGGUUUGAAUGUAAUGGCACUGAAUGUAAUCCUGCAGGGCUGUGUGUCUGUCUGUAGGAGGCAUGAAUACAGAAACACAAGGAGACAGUUAAGUUCUAAUUGUGCCAAAGCAAAGCUUUUUCCCUUUUUCUUUGUGUGGAAGCCAUGGAGCCAUCUGGUCUUUGAUCAGGGAAAGUGUGUGUGUGUGUGUGUGUGUAUACAUGUGCAUGUGGCUGGUCUCACCAGUUCCAUGGGAGUGAAUUUUAUUUCUCAGGAAACCUCAACUAUUUUAUAUUGUGGAGAUGAAUUUCCCAGAGAUAUUGAGUGCUCUGUUACAGGUAUUGCAGUGGUUGCUCCUGGCAGAGGUGCCAUGGUGGGCAUUUCUGUGCCAGGGCUCUGGGGCUCUUGCUCCCUUGUGGGGGAUCUGGCCCUGUCACGUACAGUGGCAAAGCUGCAUGUUUGCUGCUAGGGCAGGCACAAACCAGGUGGGUUUGUACAUUUUCUGUGGCUGCUGGGCACCAGCAGGGCUGGGGCUUUGCUGGGGUGGCCCAGACCCCAGCAGUGACAUUUGUCAGCUGAGCCUUUAUACUGGACACCUGAAGGAAAUGUCUUUUGGCAUGUCUUGGUGCUUUGAAAUUUGAAGUGUAAUAAAUAAAUCCCUUCUCUUUGCCCUUGG
Molecule: messenger RNA, 3920 nt
Organism: Cyanistes caeruleus (blue tit)
Lineage: Eukaryota; Metazoa; Chordata; Aves; Passeriformes; Paridae
Gene: POLL
Product: DNA polymerase lambda
Biological process (GO): double-strand break repair via nonhomologous end joining
Cellular component (GO): nucleus
Molecular function (GO): DNA binding; DNA-directed DNA polymerase activity
Source: RefSeq, a predicted model, not a curated record